UAUUUUGGCGCUUGUCUGGCUGAGUUGCACGCCGCUAAGUGGACCGCGCGGAAAACGAACUAAAUCCGAUGGUGUAAAAUACAAAUAAUAGGCGCGUGUGUUAGUUACUUAAGUAUCAUAAAAAAGCAUACUUACAUGCGUGAAUUCACCGCAUCUGUGUGUGUGUAUAGAUGAGUGCGCAGAAUUCACUUUAAUCCAUCACUUCCUUCCCACGCGUUAGGGUUACUUGUAGUUGUGUCAAUGGCCAACCAGCGGCAAACAAAAGUAAAUAAAUUCGCUCACAUACACUACUACAUUGUGAAAUACUGUUAUGAUAAACGAAUAAACAGAAAGUACCAAAAAAUAUUUAUUAGUGAUAAUUUUGACACAUUUUCGCAAUAUUCUGGCAAAGUUGUGACGACUGUGAACGCUGUGGCUGUGUGAAAAUUUCCCCUCCGUUUGAAAUGUCUACAGUUUUUGUAUGCUACUUAAAAAUAUUAACUUUUCUUGUGCUCUUGUGUGAAAGUUGUGCGGCUGCGGAUGUGAGCCAACAGCGAAAUGUAACGGAAGCAGCGAACAGCUGGCAGUAUUUGAUUAAACAUGGAGAGUCCGCAUUGAAAUUUUUAAAAAGCUACGUUAAUGUCACCAUCACCGGAAGCGUACCUGAAUGCAUGGAAUAUCAGUGUAAAGUUUUUUGCGGGAAUACUCGUGCAGACCAACUGAAUAAAAGUAUCGAAAAUGCAUUGUUAGUUAAUGGCACCAAUUGUUCAGCCAUUUUAGAGCUGCGUCUUUAUAAUGUGGAAUUUCCUAAACAGAGAAUUUCAUUUGGAUUUCUCGGUGAAUAUUUUAACAAGGUGCAUAUGCUCUACAUUGGCUCAUCCAAUGUCACCGCCAUUGACGCGGGCGCUUUUAAAGAAGGCAUCUUCAAGGAGAUUCAGUUGGAGAACUUAGAAUUGGAGGAGUUAAACAAGAAAAUGUUCAAGAAUUCUACUACCUUUUUCACGAUACUUUCCAUCAUACAACGGAAUAAACCAAUACAAUUAGUUUGCGACGAUUUUCUGGGUUACAUUAAAUACCAAAUAAAAAACUUCACACUACAAGGCAACAUCAAGCAGAUAACUAAUACGACAGCUUCGAGUAGUUUGCUCAACAGCUUGAGAUAUCUCGAUUUGAGUUAUAAUAAUUUUACCAAUACAUUUACCGAAGAGACGUUCGAAAAGUUGUGGGUCGUAGAAUAUUUGGACUUAUCACACUCGAAUAUACAAUACCUACCCGAUUAUGUGUUUUCCAAAGUCACCGACACACUGUUAUACCUCAAUUUAUCCUAUAAUCAGCUGACCACAAUAAAUUAUUUGAUUUUCGGCAGACACGCAAUUUAUGAUGAUUUAAUUAUCGAUUUGAAUUAUAACCCCUGGAAUUGUACGUGCGACUUGCGCACAGAAAUGAAUUUAAUACUGAUGUUUCAAAGCAAUCCUCCGACAUGUGACGAGCCCAUCGAUUUAGAGAUCGUUUCGGUAUUGGAUGAGCGUGUAUGUCACAGUGAAAUGAAUAUAACUACAAAUUCGACUGCAGUAAUGGCAUCUACAACACAGUAUACGAAACAAACGACACUGAAACCGAUUACUACAAUUGCAGAUUACGACAACGAGUACAUUACGACCCCAACACGAGAGAAUUUAUCAUCGCUUACAACUAACCCGACUUCAAUCACAACUAGUGCUGUUGUUGAUGGCGAUGACGACACAAUAUUGGUACGUUGCCGGGUAGCUGGUGAGGCGACCACUGUGACCUGGCACACCGUUUUGUGGCCCGAAACACAGAUUCAUCUGACAGAACUGCCGAACUUGAGUGUUGAAGUGCUUUUGGAAAUAACCGAUUCGAAAGAAUCAUAUGGUUUGAUUUGGUUUAGUAGCGUUGUGGAUGAUUACUACAGCAUGACAGUUAACUACAAUCAAUAUGGGCUGGGUUGUGUUGGACCCAUCAGCUAUACAACCAUUGUGACCAAUAUGUUACCAAAUACCGCUUACACAUUUUGUUUGCUGCCCAACGAUGAUUUAAAGAUUUCUCCAUAUCACUGUGAUUCACUGCACAUGAAUUCUAAUCUACAAGUGGUCUAUAAUACAUGGUUGUCGCAUGACAUGCGCUUCACGGGCAUAUCGCUGACCGUACUUGGUGUGUUACUUACUUGCUUCUUGGGCAUUGCUAGCGUUUAUAUGCUGCUAAAAUAUAAGCCAAUACUGUUGAAGGGCAGUAAACGUGUGAAAACCACAAGCGCCAAUUCAAUGGAAAUAGUCAUCUUUCCAAAGCAGCGCUCAUUGGAGAAUUUGAAGCUCAAAGAACAGACGUUGGCCCAGCGCACUUCUCACAGCACCUACGACACUUCCAAUAGUAGUCCUACCUCCAACAAUCACAUAAUACGUCGCGAUUCCGUAAUUAGUGUUGAGAGUAAUCAAAGUUAUAUGAAUGCCAACUUAUAUGAAGUAAUACCUGCUUAUCUUCGUCUACAAGAUGUCGCUUCCGAUUAUGAGAAGAAGUCGCUAGAAUUGGAAUCUAUUGACAGUUACAUGUCAACCUUGGCGCCCAAAUACGAAUGCACUUCAGUCAGUUAUGCAGAAGUUUUGCCACGAAACAAGCGUGCCUCAAAUGAUCCACUGCCGGCAUUGCCAACAGCACGGGCGUCUAGUACAACUACUCUAGCGCUGGAGCCCCCUGCAUCAAUGUCAGAAAAUAUGCCAUAUUUAACUGUGACUGAAGCGAUUGAGGUUGCAGAGAGCUGAGAUAAUAAAAUGUAGGGAGCGUGGCGAGUUAAGUAGCGAACAAUACCACUAAAUUGAAACUGUAUCCGUGUAGAGUAUGUAAAUCUAUUUAUGUUAUGUUAACGAUGUAAUAAAGGAG
This is a messenger RNA of Bactrocera tryoni, 2874 nucleotides long. RefSeq lists its product as uncharacterized. Lineage: Eukaryota; Metazoa; Arthropoda; Insecta; Diptera; Tephritidae. The transcript is spliced from 4 exons. Gene Ontology annotation, molecular function: protein binding. The coding region runs from base 444 to 2756 and encodes 770 amino acids. The record is from RefSeq and is a predicted model, not a curated record.